Echinostoma caproni is the source of this 932-nucleotide messenger RNA. The record is from the annotation of a GenBank genome assembly. NCBI's taxonomy places the organism in Eukaryota, Metazoa, Platyhelminthes, Trematoda, Plagiorchiida, Echinostomatidae.
AUUGCUCUGGCACAACUGCGUACGAAGACUAUCAACUCAGUGUCGCCACGAAUCCUGGAUUCUCACUGCCCGAAAUAAUACGCAACCAGGAACUGUCCCAUUACACACUUCUGGACGCAUUCAUAUUUUGCACAAUCAAACUGCGAUUCCCUGAGAGUUUGGUCACUUUCCUCAUUGGUCUUCUUGCUGUGGACGAGUUCAAAGAGGAAUUUGUGCAAUCCUACCUGAAUCACUACACCCGAAUCGCUUCCACAGUGAUGAUCUCAGCUCGAACCCGGAUGGUGACUGAGUGGUCGUUACAGAUGAAUAAUCGAAUUGUGCAUAUUUCUGUUCAGCUGUUCAGCGGGGAGUAUCUCGCUUUGCGUAUGGUUCGGGAGCGUCAUCUGCACUACUUGUUGGUGCACUGCCUGCUUAACAUGUGUAUCUGUUGUCGAACGCGCUUGGACGAUCGGAGCAACAUGGUUGUCAAUUGUGAAGGUCCAUUGAUCCAAAAUAAUGUUUUCUGGCCGUUUGUUUCGGAUUUGGGCAAUCUGGUUUCGCAUAAAUCCAUUGUGGACGUUUUCGUCGAGGACGAUGAAUUUUUGAAUGCUUGGACCGAGGUCCUUCGUUACAUGCAGUUUAUGAAUUGUUUCGUAAUGAAAGAGGGGAAUCAUAUCGAGUAUGAAACCAUGGCAUUCUAUCAUGCGAUCACGUUGGAGAUUGAGAUCAGCGCCAACUUGAUGUGGAAUAUCUGGCAGCACUAUCGUCUCCCAGUAAGUGCGUUUUACUUACCGGGAUACACUGACACCAGAUCAACCCUCCCAGUGCUAGUUCAUCUAGUCUGUUUGAACAGAUUUGCAUCACUUAAUUUUUCACAUUCUUUAACCGUGCGUUUCCGUGCCGUGGUUCAGAUUACUGUCUCAUCGCCUCCCAGUUGUGCGGAGCAGAAUUAA